CUAGUUUUUUCAUAUAUUUCAAUAAAAAAUUUAAGAGGAAUAAUUAUAUUUAGCCUAUUAGGUAUUUAAACUUAUAUGUACUGUGCUAUUGUUUGCGAAGUCGGAUAGAAUGGAAUAUAAAGAGCAUAUUAAUGUAUAAUUACGUGAAACAAGUUUUUUCAAUUCGUUAAUUUUUCUGCAUUGUCUACAGGAUUCGUAAACAAUUCAAUGACAAUCUGUUGAAUGCAAAAAAAUUGAACAAUGAAUUAUUUUAUAACAUUGAUUGAAAAUUGAUUGAAAAUUAAUGUUAAUUGCAAAACUAUGGAAAAAUAAACGGUCAUUGUUUAGAUAGAUGUAUUCAAUGAAUAAAAACAAUUAUUUCAUUAUUUCGAAAAAUCAGAAAAAAACGAGCAUCAAAAUUAACAGACAUUAAUUUGGGAUUUAAAAAUAACGAUAGCGAGUUGAGCGCAAAUUAAAGUUAGACAUGACGUCAAUUCUGCUUUGAAUAGCGAGUGAUUGUGCGACAACUAUUCAUCAGACCCGAUACACCGUACGGUACGUCCGAUAAGAAAAAAAAAAUUACCGUUGAAUUCACAAUGGAUUGCGGCUGGACUCGAAUGGGAAAUAAGGAUGACGAGGGGAUGGCCGGUGCGGACGCGGCUGCAUCUUGGCAGCAGUGCUACACCUGGUGCACCCCGUACUCGCAUCCGCACCCUCAUCACCACCAUCCGCACCAUCCCCGUCAGUACCAGAGUAGCCAGUAUCAGCAGCUACCGGGAAGCACAUCCGCCGUCACGAACUCCACUUCCACUCACUACCCGCCCUCCCAGCAGCAGCAUCUGCAGCUGCAAAGCGUCCAGCCGCCACCUCUGGAGCAACAGCAACACCUACACCCUAUUAGAGGACAGGGCGGGCUCAGGAGAACCGUUCCUUAUGACGGACCAGGUGACCCCAUGAUAACAUCCUCCCUGAAGGGGAAACAAGGUAAAGAUGGGCCAGAGGAGAAGAAGGAUGCCGACGGCGAACUUUGGGGCAACGUGGAAGCGCAAGCUGCUUUUCUCGGGCCCAAUCUCUGGGACAAAACUUUGCCUUACGAUGCCGACCUGAAGUACGUCGAUCUCGAUGAGUUUCUUUCCGAAAACGGCAUCCCCGUCGACGGUGUGGCUGGUGGCGGACAGGGUGCCAUGCAAGGUAGCCAGCUUCAUAAAAUCAACAACACCGAGGCCGCCGGGCAUCAGGGACCAGCGGGUCUACAUUUGGAACCAGUUACCAAGCGCGAGAGAUCACCCUCGCCGAGCGAGUGCUGUUCGCCGGACACCCUGAACCCACCCUCUCCCGCGGACUCCAAUUCCGAGGACUCGUCACGAAUACAAUAUGGCUUGUCUCUUGUAGCGCUCUCGAUGGCCUCAUCGGGGCGAGACUUCGAUCCACGUACCCGGGCCUUCUCCGACGAGGAGCUCAAACCCCAACCUAUGAUCAAGAAAUCGCGGAAGCAGUUCGUUCCGGAUGACUUGAAGGAUGACAAAUACUGGGCGCGUCGUAGGAAGAAUAACAUGGCAGCGAAACGAUCGCGAGACGCGCGUCGCAUGAAGGAGAACCAGAUAGCUCUCAGGGCCGGCUUCCUCGAGAAAGAGAAUAUGGGUCUGCGGCAGGAACUGGACCGGUUAAAAAACGAGAACAUGUUGCUACGCGACAAACUGAGCAAGUACACAGACGUCUAACACCCUGUCGUCGGCCAUGCACCAACUCGAGCGACACGCAGAGAGAGAGAGAGAGAGAGAGA
This is a messenger RNA of Pogonomyrmex barbatus (red harvester ant), 1762 nucleotides long. RefSeq names its product PAR-domain protein 1. NCBI's taxonomy places the organism in Eukaryota, Metazoa, Arthropoda, Insecta, Hymenoptera, Formicidae. The record is from RefSeq and is a predicted model, not a curated record. Gene Ontology annotation, cellular component: nucleus. Gene Ontology annotation, molecular function: DNA-binding transcription factor activity, RNA polymerase II-specific; RNA polymerase II cis-regulatory region sequence-specific DNA binding. Gene Ontology annotation, biological process: regulation of transcription by RNA polymerase II.